CGCAGCUAGGCCACGUCUAACUUCAGGCCGGAGAGCCGGGCUUCGGCAUGGCUGAGGACGCGGGUGGCGGGAGCCCUCUGUGCUCCGAGCAGUUCGGCUCCGGGACGGCGCGGGGUUGCCGCGCCGCGGCCGACGGGAGCCUACAGUGGGAGCCGGGAGGAUGGCGCUGGCGCGGGUUCUCCAGGGUCUUCCAGGCGAAGUCCGAAGGAGGAGACGGGGGUCCGGGGGACGGUCCGGGCGCCGCCUCCCAGCCCCUCUGGGGUCUCCAGGCCGUGUUCCUGCCGCAGGGCUUCCCUGAUAGCGUCAGCCCCGACUACCUGCCCUACCAGUUGUGGGAUUCUGUGCAGGCUUUUGCUUCCAGCCUCUCCGGCUCCCUGGCCACCCAGGCAGUCUUGCUGGGUCUAGGGGUGGGAAAUGCAAAAGCCACGGUGUCAGCCGCCACGGCCACCUGGCUCGUGAAAGAUUCUACUGGAAUGCUGGGCCGCAUCAUCUUCGCCUGGUGGAAGGGGAGCAAACUGGACUGUAACGCAAAGCAGUGGAGGCUUUUUGCUGACAUCCUCAACGAUAUAGCCAUGUUCCUGGAGAUUAUGGCUCCUCUAUUCCCAAUCUGUUUCACCAUGACUGUCAGCACCAGCAACCUGGCCAAGUGCGUUGUCAGUGUGGCUGGCGGAGCUACACGAGCUGCACUAACUGUGCACCAGGCGCGCAGGAACAACAUGGCCGACGUGUCAGCCAAGGACAGCAGCCAGGAGACACUGGUGAACCUGGCGGGACUCCUCGUCAGCCUCUUGAUGCUUCCUCUGGUAUCAGGCAGCCUCAGCGUCAGCCUCGGCUGUUUCUUCUUCCUCACUGCCCUCCACAUCUACGCCAACUACCGGGCUGUCCGAGCCCUCGUCAUGGAGACCUUGAAUGAAGGCCGGCUCCGGCUGGUCGUGAAGCACUUUCUCCAGCGGGGAGAGGUGCUUGACCCCACGUCAGCCAACCAGAUGGAACCACUGUGGACAGGUUUCUCACCAUCUCCAUCUCUCUCCCUGGGGGUCCCCCUACACCGUUUGAUAUCCAGUGUCUCAGAGCUGCAGCAGCUGAUUGAGGGGCACCAGGAACCCUACCUGCUUCGCUGGGACCAGUCACGAAACCAGGUACAGGUGGUCCUGAGCCAGAUGGCAGGCCCCGAGACCAUCCUAAGAGCUGCCACACAUGGGCUGGUGCUUGGAGCACUGCGGGGAGAUGGACCCCUUCUGGAAGAGCUGGACGAGCUGAGGAGCCGGCUGCGGGCAGGUCCUGAGAGAGACAGCUGGGUUGUGGUGAAGGAGACACACCAGGUGCUGGAUCAGCUCUUCCCAAAGUUUUUAAAAGGGCUGCAGAAUGCUGGCUGGAAGACUGAGAAGCACCAGCUCGAGGUGGACGAAUGGAGAGCCUCGUGGCUCCAGUCUCCAGAAAAGAAGGUCUUGUGAGCAUUCCAGACGGAGGCCCGUGCCCAGCACCAGAGUCUGGAGCAAGGAUGCUGGCCACAGCAGGGUGUGGGGACGGCAGCUUUAUUUGUGCUUAGGGAAACUGCUGUGGCAGGUUCGCUGAGACCUCAUGAUGGUGCUUGCCAAUCAAAUGGACUGGGCCUCAGGUGAACAGAAGGGGAACCCGGGCCUUCUCAUCCCACUCCUGUCCCUGCCCCUUUUCCAGGGACUGCCACAGACCCCCUGUCCCCACUCACUGUGAGGUCAAAUCUUGUCCUGAGCGUAGCUUACUGCACAGCCUAGUUGGCUCUAGGCAUAAAAGCCCCAAAAGAACAUGGCCACAGCCAUCAUGAGCAGGGCAUUGAGGUUGACCACACGGGACCAGCGGGGGUCCUCGCUGAUGUCUUCCAGCUGCCUGGCUGCUGCAGCUGCCUCCUCCUGGGUUGGGGGUGCAGGACCACCUGCCCCAUCCUUGUUCAUUCCACAGAACCACCGCAGGCACUGGUGGAAUAGGCCUGGGGCUGGAGCCUGCGGCUCUGGGAGGAAUUGAGGCCCAACAGUUAGUUUGAGGGAACUUCGUGCCUCUCCCUGCCCAGUUCCCCUGUCAGUCCCAUGUCCAAUGAGGGCAGUGCUAUACCUUCCAUAUCCACCACGUGCUCUGGGCGCCCGUUCUGGACUGGGGUCGAAUCUGAGGCUUGCAGCUCAUCGGCAUCCAGGUCUUCCCGUUCCUCCUUGCUGUGCCGGAGACUGAAAACCAGGCGGUGGAGCUGGGAGGGUGGGAGCAGGGGCCGAGUGGGAGUCCCGUUCCCGCACCCCUGGUCCUAAGGUCUCUUGUUCUGUCACACCAGCCCUGGGACUGCCCUCUGUCCAGUGUGCACCCAGCCCAGGCUCUGCUUGCUCAAACUUGACUUUGACUCGGCUGGUCCUUGACCUAAUGCAGACCCCAAGCUUCUGAUCCCUGCUCACACCUUUUUCCUCCCUCCCUUCAUCACCCCAAGUCUCUGUCUACACUACAAGUAUACUUUGUGCUCUGGUCCUCCCAGGCCCACUGCCCGCCUCACUCAGCCCUGCCUGGUGGUGCUUGGCCUGCAGCUGCACAAAACCAGACCCCUUUGUGAGCUUUCAAGAGGGCACUGUGUCCCUGGCCCCCAGUCAGGUCCCGUGGCCUGAGUCCCAAAGACUAUGUCAAAAAGGUUGGCUUGGGAGGGGGCUGGCCGGGGUUUUAAUUGCCAGCUCUACAAAGUCUUCAGGCUGCCUCUGCCUAAACCACUAAAAAUAAGUGUCACUGAAAUAAAAAUGUGCUUACUUUGGACUC
Ochotona curzoniae (black-lipped pika) is the source of this 2766-nucleotide messenger RNA. RefSeq names its product RUS family member 1 (gene RUSF1). Lineage: Eukaryota; Metazoa; Chordata; Mammalia; Lagomorpha; Ochotonidae. The record is from RefSeq and is a predicted model, not a curated record. Bases 48 to 1454 code for a protein of 468 amino acids. The transcript has 13 exons.